Molecule: messenger RNA, 1569 nt
Organism: Schistocerca piceifrons (Central American locust)
Lineage: Eukaryota; Metazoa; Arthropoda; Insecta; Orthoptera; Acrididae
Product: monocarboxylate transporter 14-like
Exons: 8
Coding region: 31-1569 (512 amino acids)
Biological process (GO): monocarboxylic acid transport; transmembrane transport
Molecular function (GO): monocarboxylic acid transmembrane transporter activity
Source: RefSeq, a predicted model, not a curated record
GCCGCCUCCGUCGCCUUCAACAGCGUGGUGAUGCUGUCGUCAGCGAUUUCGUACCCAUUCGUCUUCGCAGACUACUUGGCGGAGCUAGGACACGGCACUGAGGCCAUGACCACCAUCGUCAGUGUCUGCAUGUGCAUAUCCUCAUUCUCCGGUCUGCUGUGCAAUCAGCUAUUUCGGCGAUUCUCCUACAGACAGAUCGCGUUGGCGGGAGCUGUGUUUUUCGUUUUAGGACAAGGACCAGUGGCGUUGGCGACAUCGUUUACACACUUUAUACUCUCAGCUCUAUGUCUCGGUAUCGGUAUAGGACUGAUAAUGCCGGCCACGUUCACGUGCUUCAACAGCUACUUCGACCGCAGGAGGACCUUCGUGAUGGGCCUGGUGCAGUUCGUCGUGGGGCUGGGGACCGUCGGCAUCCCGGUCGUGGCGCAGAGACUCGUAGCGUCGGUCGGCUUCAGAAUGACGCAGGGUAUACUGUUCGCAAUCAGUCUUCUGUUGUUCCCUGGAAUGGCAGUUAUGAGACCUAUAAAAUAUUCGGAGAGUUAUCAAAGCGUAGAAAGCAAUGAAGACUCCUCAGUACAAACUGGCAACCCAGAGGAAACACAUGAAGAAAAUCAAACUGGAACGAAAAAAGGAUCUAUGAUAGACUUAGUGGACGCAAAGUUCGUACACGACUUUAUCACGCGAAGCACAGAGAAUGUAAAUUACAGUCGUCUUAACACGUCGGACGACAACGCUGAAAAGCAUGAGAGAUCAGAUGAACAGAAAUGUGACCUUCUGCAGAAGGGGAGAAAUGCUAAGGAGGAGGAUAUGUUCAACAGCGACAGCAAGACGACUCAGCGCGGAGGCGGCAGCCUGCGACCACGGGUCUCCGUCACCAGCGUGGUCAGCGCACCGUUUCCGGAUUCUGUGGGCAACAAGUCGCAGACCUCGUCCAAAAGCUGGUGGAUGACCGUGGUGGACCUGUUCGACCUGAGACUGCUGCAAGACCUGCGCUGCACCAACAUCCUGGUGGGCACGGCGCUCUCCAUGUUCGUUGACAUGGUGUUCUGCACGCUGCUGCCGCUCUACCUGUUCCACAACGAGUUCUCCCGCGAGGACUCCGCGCUCUGCAUAUCCGUGAUGGGGAUCGCCGACCUCGUCGGCCGCUUCAGCGUGGCUGUGCUGGGAGCCUGCUGCGUGCCCGACAACAGGCUGGUCUUCCUACUGAGCUCAGCGGCGACUCUGGUCAUCCGAGCACUGUAUAUCUUCUUCACCGACUUCGUGGCCAUCGCGGUGCUGUGUGCGCUACUGGGCUUCUGCAAGUGCUUCAUGUUCGUGCUGGCGCCGCUCGUGGUGGCCGACUCUUGCAGCCAGGAGCGCUUCCCCGCCGCCCUCGGGAUCCAGACUGUUAUGGGCGGCGUAAUGACCGUGGCGUUUGGACCUGCCAUCGGUAAAGUCAGAGAUGUGACUGGCAGCUUCACCGCGAGUUUUAUUGCAAUCACCGUCCUCGGUCUGUUCUGUGUGGUACCGUGGACUCUGGAAAUGGUUGUAACCGCAGUCAGGAGACGGCGAAAGGUGAUCAACAAGUGA